This is a messenger RNA of Cherax quadricarinatus, 4890 nucleotides long. NCBI's taxonomy places the organism in Eukaryota, Metazoa, Arthropoda, Malacostraca, Decapoda, Parastacidae. The record is from RefSeq and is a predicted model, not a curated record.
AAUAAUAUAAUUAAUUCAACAGUGAUGGUGGGUGAGGAAGACAGGCGACCCUGCGUCCAUAAGAAUCUUGACUGAUACAUUGUCUACUACUGCUACUGCCGCUAGUGCUACUGCUGGUGCUGCUGCUAUUGUUACCGCUACUGCCACUGUUACUGCUGCAAGAUGAUGUUCCAGUGAUAGAUGAGUAUCUCACCGAGAUAUAACAUUGAAGUUUAACAUACGACAGAGCUUGAAGUCAGUGAAUGUCAUUGUGUAUAUUGCUAUGAAAUAUUCGACAUUCCUUUUCAGGAUUAACAUCAUUGAAAUCUUGAUGUCACAUAAAAGACUGACAUAACUGAAAAUUUAUCAUUGCUAUUAAUGCCUCACAUCAGUUUAAGAUUAUCUGCCCAAUGGGCAGAGAGCCUUCUCUGCUAAUAUCAACUUGUUAAAAUUAAAGUCUGACUCAAGACCAACAGUUGAUAUCAAAAUAGAGAAUGAAACAAUUUGCAUUUUCCUAAGAAUUCUGAUUUUGUAACUGCAGUCAGCAUAUUCUGUGGAAGGUAGACUGUGGAGAACUGAUGGAGAGUGCAUUGGAAACCUUGUGAGGUCCAUGGUGGUGAGCUGUGGUGGGAGUUGAAAAACAGCUCUACCAAUUGAGGGUUGAGUUGGAGACGUGUUUGUAGUGUUGGUGAGUGGUGAGGGAGUGAGGCAUCACCAGCACUCACCAUGUGGGGCACCAAGGCAACAGCUGACCGCCUCAACCUGGGCACCAAGGAUGAACUGGAAGUAACAGGAUACAGACGGGACCCGGUGAAGCUGGCAUUGACGGUGGUAGCAACAGUGGCUACUGGCGGCCUCCUGCUCAUUCUUAUCACCUGGCGACCCUCCAUCAAGCUCGCUCUCACCCACCGUCGCUGCUCGCUCUUAGAAGCUAACAAGCUGCUCCUCAAGGACACAUACCAUCAGCUUUGGGAGGAGGAGGUGGUGAGAGAGGAAGCAAGAUGUGAUACAGAGGCUGGUGUUGACACCCUAGGUAGCAUCUACUUUACCAACAAGAAGAUCAAAUAUAUCUGGGAUGAUGCCACCUGUACCUUCGUCAGGCUGCGACCCUUUGACAAUGGGGCAACAUUCAACACCUUCCAACAAGCAAGUGGAGGCCUGGGUCAGGCCACAGCUCAGCGUCGACAGUCACUCUUCGGCGAGAACUUCAUGAGGAUAGAAAUUCUCUCCAUAUGGCAGUUACUUGUCCAGCAGGCAUUAAACCCAUUCUACGUGUUUCAAGCAUUUUGUGUGGUGAUCUGGAGCUUGGAUGGCAAUUACAUUCUAAGUGGUGGCUUGGUGAUGCUGUCCAUUAUUACUCUGUCUCUAGGUGUCUAUGACACAAGGCAGCAAAGUCGUGCGCUGCGGAAGACAGUGACAUCACAGUCCGAGGUGAUGGUUCUGCGUGACGGCCAGCGCAGAGAAGUUUCAUCUCGUGAGCUGGUUCCUGGGGAUGUGGUGUUGAUCUCAGACACUCUACACUGCCUGGAGGUGGAUGCUGUGCUCCUGCAGGGUUCUGUCAUCACCAACGAAGCUAUGCUCACAGGCGAGUCCAUACCCGUCACCAAGGUUGGUGUGCCGUUCGAGAGCCACACCUUGUUCACAGAGGAGGAACAUAGGCACCACCUGCUGUUUAGUGGUACUCAGGUGCUGCAGGUGCGAGGUGCCAGCGAGUUGCCAGCACUCGUUGUCAACACAGGCUUCAACACAGCCCGUGGGGAACUGGUCCGUUCCAUUCUCUUCCCGAAACCUAUUGACUUUCACUUUUACACCGACUUCCUGAAGCUGCUGGUGGUGUUCCUGGUGCUUGGGGUGAUGGCCAUGAUCUACAGCUUUGUCUUAUGGUACAGAGUUCAGGCUACAUGGCAUGAGAUCCUCUUGAACACGCUGGACCUGAUCACUUUCGUAGUGCCGCCCAUUCUGCCAGCUACUGUGACAGCCAUCAAUGUGUGGGCCCAGCAUAGACUCAAGAAGCAAGGCAUCUUCUCCCUCUCCUCUAACUACAUCUCUCUUGCAGGAUCCAUAGACAUUGUUUGCUUCGACAAGACAGGGACACUGACUGAGGAUGACCUUGCACUAGCUGGAGUGGUGCCAUGUGUGAGAGGUGACCUGGUAGCACCUGUAGAGGACCUGAUGCAGUUGUCACCUGACCAGCCCUUGACCAAAGCCCUGGCAUCUUGCCACUCACUCACCCUCAUUGAUGGCAGGCUUGUGGGUUACCCUCUGGAUGUCAAAAUAUUUGAUGGAAUAGGCUGGACGCUGCAGGAGCCAUCAUGUAUAGAGAACCCAGAUUACGGUAUGGUGACUUUAGCAGUGGUUCAGCCCGGGGCUAGGGAAUGUGUGGACCCACAACUGCACCAGGUGGCAAUCCUCAAGACUUUCCCAUUUGAGUCACGGGAACAGCGAAUGACAGUGGUAACUCGCAGUAAGACCAGCACUGCCCUGGAGGUCUUCAUCAAGGGAGCUCCAGAGAAGGUUGCCUCACUCUGCACUGCUGACACAGUACCAAGCAUCAUGGAGGCAGCACUGGAGUGGUACUCACGACAGGGACUGCGGGUACUAGCUGUGGCAAGCAAGUAUCUGGGAGAUGCUCUUAACUACCACCAGCAGCAGGUUGCUGGCCCUCGGGAUGUGCUGGAGAUGGGGUCUACCUUCCUGGGUCUGGUGCUGCUCCAUAAUAAACUCAAGGUGGAGACAGCUCCUGUCCUGGCAACCCUUCACAAGGCUGCUAUCACCACUGUAAUGGUUACAGGAGACAACUUGUUGACGGCACUGAGUGUGGCUCGUCAGAGCGAGAUGGUACCUAUCAGCCAUCAGGUCAUAGUUGUUAAGGCAACCAUGGAAGCUACCUCGACUAAGGCUGCUCAGCACCUCAAGGUCAUCUUUUAUGAUGCUGAUUAUAAUGGUGGACUAUAUAACCAGAGAAAAAUGAUCUCUCUGAGAAAUGAUAACUAUGUGCUGGCUACAGAGGGAGAGUCAUUUGACUUGAUCGCAAAUAGUCAAGACAAGGAUCUCUUCCAGCGGCUGCUUCACAAGGGUCGAGUCUUCGCCAGGAUGAAACCUGAGCAGAAGAUCACUGUCGUGGAGGCACUUCAGGAUCUUGGACAUCAUGUUGCCAUGUGUGGUGAUGGCUGCAAUGACUGUGGGGCACUAAAGGUGGCCAAUGCAGGAAUCUCCUUGUCAUCAGCUGAAGCAUCUGUGGCGGCACCCUUCACCUCGAAGAAGGAGAACAUUGCAUGUGUCCUCACAGUUAUACGUGAAGGCCGAGCAACACUCGUCUCCAUUUUUUCUGCAUUCAAAUACAAUGUUGUGUCCUAUUUUGGUGCCCUAAUCUGUGUCCUCUUUCACUUCUCGAUCAACAUGGAGCCAUCAGAUGUGCAGUACUUGAUUCAAGACCUUCUGUUGAUCACCAUACCAGCCUUGGUGAUGGGCAACACAGGCGCACCACCAUACCUCACACCAACUCCACCUACCCAACGUGUUCUCAGCUUCCUACCUUCAGCCUCCAUGUUUUCCUUCUUGGGUCUUCAGGCACUUGUAUACUGGGCCAUGCUGGCAUAUGUGCGUGCCCAGCCAUGGUUUGAACCCUUCGUGUACAAGGAGUACAGGUGGCCACCAGAAACCUCGUAUGAGAACACAACUCUCAUCAUCAUGAGCUUCUUCUCAGUCAUCAUCGGGGCCUUUGUUUACUCUCAUGCUGCCCCCUACAGGAAGCCCAUCUACACUAACUACACGUUGACUGCAUACCUGCUGUUGGCGACAACACUCGUCACAUUUAUCACCUUCUAUAAAGGGUUGUGGCUCAGAGAUCUACUUAACUUCAGAGACAUUCCUGAUCUGGGCUUUUCCGGAGUUCUCUUCUUUACUGCUUGCAUUAACUGUGCUGUCUGCUUCAUAUGGGAGAGGUGGGUGUUGUAUGGUGUAGUGCAGCAGUACGUGUUGCCAUGGUUACAAGACAAAUGUGGUUCCCAUCAGCUUUAUAUUCAAAUGGAAACUCAGUUACAAGACAACCCGCAAUGGCCGCCUCUCACAGAACCCCCGGAGUCAACCAUUAAUGAGAUGAGUAACAAUGGUAAGCCAAUGAUGGAUGAGGAAGAACUAGACGCAGACGAGGAGUGUGGAGAGAACAAUGCACUCAUGAGAAAGUUGACACACCGACACCACUUUAAGGCCAGUGUCAAGUACCUCCCAAGAAAGCUCCUCAAUAAGACUAAUACUGAGUUGACUGUUAAUGUAAGCAGUGUUACUGAAGGUUCAGAAUAUGAAUCUCUGAUCAGUCAAAACUCUUAUUCAGUUCCAUGUCCUACACCAGAAAGUGCAAGGCACCAGGGCCCUGGAGAUGAUCAUGAGACUUUUGCCUUCAAGUUCAACCAGAGUGUGCGACAUCAGAUAAUGAAGGGUACAGGUGGUGCCUUCAGGACUUUCAAGGGAAGUGUCAAGAGACAGAAUGCACUUGAUGAGAGCACAAGUCAGCCCUACCAGAUGAUCAGUUUCUCUAGCACUGCCAUCGAUGAACCAGCAGAAGUAAUUUAUGCUACCAUAUCAAAUGAAGCCUUCAGCACCGAUGCUAACAGCCGGCCACUCACCAUUGUAGAAAAUCCCGAUCCUUCAUCAGAGCAAAUAUAUGACAUUCCUAAGCCACCACGUCCAGUAGAAGGCCCUUACUCUCCUGUCUCAUCUCAGGAAAUAAAUGCAGGAGAAUUCCUGAGAGAGAGACGAUCAUUACUGAGUGAUGAAGCUUCUGAACAGUGGAAAAACGAUGAAAGUACCUGCUGAUAUAAUUAGCUGGCAAAUUUAGAAAAUAUUCAAUGCUAGAGUUAUUUUAUUAAGUAUAUAAGUUUCAGUAUGACAUAAAGGAUCACAUGUAUUGUU